This is a messenger RNA of Closterium sp. NIES-65, 870 nucleotides long. The record is from the annotation of a GenBank genome assembly. NCBI's taxonomy places the organism in Eukaryota, Viridiplantae, Streptophyta, Zygnematophyceae, Desmidiales, Closteriaceae.
AUGAGGAAUGAAGAAGAGAGCGCGCCUCCUGCCUCCCCGCGCAGUGGGGGAUUCGUCGCCAUCGGCGCCAGCGCGCCUCCCGCCUCCCCGCGCAGUGGGGGAUUCGUCACCAUCGGCGCCAGCGCGCCUCUCGCCUCCCCGCGCAGUCAGGGAUUCGUUGCCAUUGGCGCCAGCACGCCUCCCGCCUCCCCGCGCAGUGGGGGAUUCGUCGUCAUCGGCGCCAACGCGCCUCCCGCCUCCCCGCGCAGUUUGGAAUUCGUCGCCAUCGGCGCCAACGCGCCUCCUGCCUCCCCGCGCAGUUGGGGAUUCGUCGCCAUCGGCGCCAACGCGCCUCCCACCUCCCCGCGCAGUUGGGGAUUCGUCGCCAUCGGCGCCAGCGCCCCUCCCGCCUCCCCACGCAGUGGGGGAUUCGUCGCCAUCGGCGCCAGCGCGCCUCCCGCCUCCCCGCGCAAUUGGGGAUUCGUCGCCAUCGGCGCCAGCGCGCCUCCCGCCUCCACGCGCAGUGGGGGAUUCUUCGCCAUCGGCGCCAGCGCGCCUCCCGCCUCCCCGCCCACUGGGGGAUUUGUCGCCAUCGGCACCAGCGCGCCUCCUGCCUCCCCACGCAGUGGGGGAUCCGUUGAGCUCUUCUUCGCCGUUAUCACUCGGCGCAUCCAUGUUCACAUCGUCAUCAUGGUGACGCUCGUCUUCCAUUCCGCGCCGGCCUCCUGCCAGAUCCCACGGAUCGCUGGUGGCGGGCCGCCUUCCUGGCUCCGAUCUGAUGUGCAGAUCUGCCCUGCGUCCUCCAGCUCGCACACCCACUGGCGUCACCAGAUCGGCGCAAUACGCCGCCCUCCACGGCGAGCGCCUCAGCGACCUCCCACGCUCCCUUGA